AUGAGAGACGUUGACUUUAAUAUCUUAAAGCUAUGGCCACAUUUCUGGCGGAAUGCAGAAGCGGCCGAGUAUAUAUAUCUUAGGAAAUCUACUGGGACUGGUAAUCCCAUUGCCGGCGGGAGAACCCUGUUAGAGAGGUUCGGUCAGCGUCUGGAGAAAGUGGGACCCAUAGGCUGUAGGGAAGAGUUUGUUGAUUGUAAGAUAAUCGCUUAUGUUUGA
This is a messenger RNA of Penicillium soppii, 219 nucleotides long. RefSeq lists its product as uncharacterized. The record is from RefSeq and is a predicted model, not a curated record. The transcript is spliced from 2 exons. The coding region runs from base 1 to 219 and encodes 72 amino acids. NCBI's taxonomy places the organism in Eukaryota, Fungi, Ascomycota, Eurotiomycetes, Eurotiales, Aspergillaceae.